AUGAGCAGCGAAAGAGAUUCGGCUGUUGCUAAAGGCGUGGUACAUGGCCACAUCCACAACUUCAACAAUCUCACGUAUAUCCACGGUCAUGUCCACCGGAGAUCCUCCAUGGUCGACAUCGACAACGAGGCGGGGUCAGCUGCUGCCCCUCCUCUUUCGGAAUUUCACGACUCGUCCGUCGCACCAAUGCCCGCCAGCUCCAACGAGGUGGACACUGAAACCGAUGAUCAGGGCAUUUGCUCCCAAUUCCAGGACUGCCAGCAUUUCGAGUUCAUGAACUACCACAACCUCAACGUCUUCAACGAAAAUCAGCAGGCCAGCGCGCGCUCCGACGACCUCUUGGUCUUGCCGGAAAAGCGUCGCAGAUUGACCGACUGUUCCUGCCAACCGCGAGUGGUGAAAAUAUGCUGCGACGUUGACCACGAGUACGACGGGAAAAAUCACGCACCGGCUUUGAACGACGACAUUGUUCUAUUCACCAACGAAGCCAAGCCUGCACAGCUGCCGACCAACGCGGCUUUGCCGGAGUUCAUCAACUGUGAUCUCACAUGCGCUCCCCAGGAAAUGAGCGACGAUCGCAUGUUCGAAGAACUUUGCGAGCAGUGCAUGAACCUAGACGAUCAAGAAGAUACCUGCAUGCACACCCAUGACCACGCGCAUACCCAUUCCCAUAAUGAAGAUGAACUACUUUCGCACGACACUUCGUUUCACGACCACAUCAUCAACACAACAACGGAUCUCAAGAUCCUCGAAGAUCUCACUAGCAUUUCUAGCAUGUACGAUUUUCCCUUUGGCAAGCACGUCCACUCCGAGAUGCCUGGUGGAAAGUCAAACGAGUUGAAUUUAUUACAAACAACUGUAUCUGCAGUCAAAACUGAAGACGACGACAUGCAGCUCAAUAAGACCCAUCAUCAUCACCGAGUUGAGGUCCACCCUCACUCUGCCCCACCUGCUAAUGUUCCUGCGGGGUACAGUAAUGAAAGAGAUACUCAAGCCUCCCAAAAUUCUUCCAUGGAGUUUUCCAAACUCCAUCACCAUCUGCCGCCUAUCCCUCAACCUACAGACAUGACCAGAACCAACACGAUUAAUUUCAAAUGGGCUUUUAAAGAUGACCUCUCCAAAGUGAAUUGUCAAUGGGAUCAUUGUCCUGAAACGUGUGAUAAUCUCAUAGAUUUGCAAAAACAUAUUCUCAAAGAUCACGUUCUCGAUACACCUCUACCGAUAAUGCUCCCCACCCCGCAAGGGCAAUUCGACUGCAGUUGGGGUGAAUGUGAAUACUCUGGUGAGGAUAUUUGUUCCUUGGUUAACCAUAUAAAUGGUCAACAUGGUAUUGCAUUUGAUAUGAAAUUCGUUGAUCAACAUAAAAUCGAAGAACAAAGCGAACAGCAUCAUCAACUUCAUAAAGGAGAUCAACAGCCCGAAAAGAAAAGUCACAUUUGCAAGUGGGAAAAUUGUAACCAAGAGUUCUUAAAUGAGCAAGAGUUAAACAACCACAUCGAAGAAUGUCAUAUCUCUCGUGGCAAGUCCUCUUACAAAUGUAAUUGGGAUUCUUGUGGCAAAGUGUUCACUCAAAGACAAAAGAUACUAAGACAUUUGAAAGUGCAUACCAAAUAUAAACCUUUUGAGUGUCCGUAUUGUUCCAAAACUUUCUCUACAGAAGAUAUUUUACAACAGCAUAUUCGCACGCACUCUGGUGAAAAACCUUUUAAAUGCACUUUUUGCACCAAGAGUUUUGCUACAUCAAGCUCAUUGAGAAUACAUGUAAGAACCCAUACUGGCGAAAAACCUCUUCAAUGCAAGGUUUGCGGGAAAAGAUUUAAUGAAAGCUCUAAUUUGAGUAAACAUAUGAAGACGCAUGAAAGGCAAUAUAAAUGCAAAUCUUGCAAAAGAAGCUUUCAUAAAUUAGAACAAUAUCAGUUGCAUCAAAAUCGGUGUCCCUGCUGUGCCAGAAGGGAUUCCAAUCAUCUUAACGAGAAACAUUGA
Messenger RNA from Lachancea fermentati, 1983 nucleotides. Lineage: Eukaryota; Fungi; Ascomycota; Saccharomycetes; Saccharomycetales; Saccharomycetaceae. The record is from the annotation of a GenBank genome assembly.